Molecule: messenger RNA, 2495 nt
Organism: Dermacentor silvarum
Lineage: Eukaryota; Metazoa; Arthropoda; Arachnida; Ixodida; Ixodidae
Product: cholinesterase
Exons: 3
Coding region: 215-1843 (542 amino acids)
Biological process (GO): choline metabolic process; acetylcholine catabolic process
Cellular component (GO): plasma membrane
Molecular function (GO): acetylcholinesterase activity
Source: RefSeq, a predicted model, not a curated record
CGGAAAGGGCUUCCAUUUCCUCUCCCUUUGUCUCUCCGUGUUCUCACGCCAAGUGAAGUGUCUGCCACUCAAGUAAAGAAGCCCAAGAAGAACACAUCGGUUCAUGGCUCUUCCUGCUCGGAUCUUCCUGCAGCAUUGCGAUUAAUUUUGGGCCGUGGCAUAGGGUUGAAGCGGCAGCAGCAAAGACCCUCCGGUUCUAUAACUUUCCAACAGGAUGUGGAGCGUAUUGACGUACCUUCUGGCGUCGUUCGUCGUACCAAUUUUGGAAGCUGGGAAGCCACCGAUAGCAUCGAUAAAAAACGGGGACGUCGAAGGACGCACAGUGGAAGUCCUCGGUAGGACGGUGGAAGUUUACCAGGGCAUUCCGUUCGCUCGCCCUCCCGUCGGAAAGCUUCGAUUCCUAGAACCUAUUUCCGCCGAUCCUUGGUCUGGCGUCUACGACGCCACAGCCCCGAAGACGGCUUGCAUCCAGAAAGUAUUCAGCGAAGAUUUCGCGCCCUACGUCAACCAGUCAGAAGACUGCCUCUAUAUCAACGUUUGGACAUCAGCGAGAUCGAGACCACUGAAGACAGUGCUGGUAUGGAUUCACGGAGGCGGUUUCACAUUUGGUUCGGCCUAUCAACACUGGUACGACGGUUCGGCGCUGGCGGCUCUGCACGACGUCGUCGUCGUCACUUUCAACUACCGUUUGAAUAUCUUCGGUUUUCUGAACGCUGCCAUACCUGAAGUACCCGGUAACAUGGGUCUCCUGGAUCAGAACCUAGCACUUCGCUGGGUUCGCGACAACAUUCGGUCGUUCGGUGGCAAUCCGUCACGUGUGACGUUGUUCGGAGAAAGCGCCGGUUCUUUCAGUGUGAGCGCUCAUGUACUGUCUCCCCUCAGCCGAGGCCUGUUUCAAAGAGCAGUCUUCAUGAGCGGAGCGUAUAACACGGACGGCCUCAUAGAUAACGCCUUUGAAAGCUUAUCUAAAGGUAACAAGGUCGCCGAAAUCGUUGGUUGUGCAUCUGCUUAUAAAGACCUCGCCUCUUACCCAGCAGAGGUCCUCAAGUGCUUGCGCUCCAAGCCGGCUGUGCUUCUUUGCGAUGCCACUUACAACGGCUCCGCAGCUAAGGUGUUUAACUUCAUUCCAUCACAUCCAAACGCUUUCUUGCCCAAGCGCCCCACCGUGGCAAUGAAGAGAGGCGAGUUCAACAACGUUGACGUCAUGCUCGGAGUCACUGCAAACGAAGGAAAUUUCAUAGUCAUGUCUUUUCCGGAUAGCCGCAUUCAAACGGAGGACCUGGAAGGAGUUAGCGAAGACGAGCUCAAGAAAGUCCUACGCACCGUGUCCCUCGCCUGGCUUCCAGACAAGUUCGCGCCAAUGCUGGAGCGGUACGCGAGCGCGGCCACUCCGGCUGAUAAGCGACUUCUGAGGGAAUUGCAUACAGAGUUUAUAACUGACGGCCAGUUCAUCUGUCCCAGCAAGUUUUUCGCUGAAGACUACUCUAACAUGGGUAACUCGGUCUACUUUUCCGUAUUCGGCUACAGGUCACCUAAGUUCCCGUUCCCAAAGUGGACCGGCGUGCCGCACACUUCCGACAUCGUCUUCUACUUCGGCGUUCCUCUCCUCAAACCGGAACACUUUACCGACGAAGAUCGGGAGUUCAGCAAGGCUGUGAUGAAAGCACUCACGAAUUUUGCAAAGACGGGGCAACCAGUCUUCGAUGGAGUCGAGUGGCCGGCGUACACGAGCGACGACCCUGUGGCCCUGUGGAUUCAGCCAGGAAAUUACUCCCUUCACCGAAAUAUUGGUCACAAGAACUGCGACUUCUGGAGAGAGUACUUGACGUACGCAGAAAAAUAAAGGUUCUACAUAGUAAGCAAACCGCAGCUAACUGGAACAAAAAUAAAGACAGUAUAUACCCUAUGCGCAUCACCAAGACCAGGAUCAAACCUGCGUUUGUUUGUUACUAACGUUCACGGUGUCGCGGGCGGGGUCGGGCCCGCCGAGCAAUAUCGUUUCUCGAGUGCUUUUCAUCACAGUAGGAACUACUGGUGAAGAGUAAAAAAUGCGAGAAGAUAGGAGCUACGUGUUUAUUUUAGGGAUCUUGACACAGCUGCAUUGCAGAGCUUGAGCGCUUGCUUUUGGUCCAACCUUAUAUAUAAGAAGUCGCCACGCUUUACUACAGAGAACGUUCGAGCUGCUUAGUAUUUCACGAUCUUUGUUCAGUGGCUUCUUAUAUAUAUGCAGACCCACUCGACACCACUACCCUCAUUCUGUAACACCUGUUUUCGCAAGGACUGACACUUUUCGGUACACUUUUCUUCCACAAGCAAUAGCUGACUGGAAUAAACUAACUGAAACAUUUCACUAGCGCCCCUGGCCUGUAUACCAUUGGUGUAAUUAAUGUUGUUAUUUUCUGCACUAGUUAGAGUUGCAUUAUAACCAAGUUGCUUAAAUUUUCCUAACCGUCUACCUUAUGAUCAAAUAAAUUGUUUGAAAAGCACGUUACAAA